CUAGUAAACAUUUAUUCUCAAUGCACUUCAAAAGCGUUAUAAGUUACAAAUAUGUAGUAACUUUCGUAAUUUUAGUAAAUUCCCAUAAAAAAAUUCAUGGAAAAUACAUCAGUUGAUAAAAUGAACGAAGGAAUUCUUCAUAUUGAAGAACAUUUACGCGAGGCGUUUACAAUCAUGAACACUUUGAGGAAUCAUCAAGAGCUAUGUGAUAUUGUUCUUUGUGUUGGUAAUAUUAAAAUUCAUGCACAUCGACUAGUUUUGGCAUCGUGUAGCCCAUACUUUUAUGCAAUGUUCACAAACAACUUGGCGGAGAGUAAACAAUCCGUUGUGACACUGAAGGACAUGGAUGAAAAUUGUGUUAAAACUCUAAUUAACUUUGCUUACACUGCUGACAUAUCGGUGAAUGAAAAAAAUGUUCAAGCAUUAUUACCUGUUGCAUCUUUGCUUCAGAUGUCUGCCGUGAAGAAAGCUUGUUGCACGUUUUUGGAAGGGCAGCUUGAUCCCACGAAUUGUUUAGGAAUUUUAGGAUUUGCCGAGUUGCAUGGCUGUAAUGAAUUAACAAGAAAGUCUCGUCACUACUGCAGCCGAUAUUUUUCCAAGGUAGCCAGGGCUGAAGAAUUUCUCUCGAUUUCUGAAGAUCAACUGUGCCAUUUAAUGAAUGGUGAUGGGCUGUGUGUGAAGAAUGAAGACGAGGUUUUGUUAGCAGUAAUAAGAUGGAUGAAGCAUGACAUGAACAAUCGAAGGAAUUCACUAUGGAGGUUGCUCUCCUAUGUCCGUUUACCUUUUGUAUCUCCUGGUUUUGUUCAAUCAUUGUGCAAGUCUUCCGAUGAAAAUGAUGCAAUGUUAUUGCAACUAAUAUCAGAUAUCUGCACAAGUCGUGUUUCACGUGCGGUGCACGUGAAAAAGCGUUCUCCUAUGGGACCGGAAGUCAUGUAUGUUGUUGGUGGAUAUUUGAGGCAAUCUUUGCGAGUUGUAGAAUGUUACUAUCCGCGUCAUAAUUCUUGGAAUUUGCUUAAGUCUUUACAUCAACCAAGAAGUGGAGCUGGCGCCGCCUUCGUAGGUGGAAUGCUUUAUCUUAUUGGGGGACGUAACAACUCGUUAAGUGGCAACGUGGAUUGUGAUUCUGUCGACCGUUACGAUCCUCUAUUGGAUGAAUGGAAAUCGGUUCGCCCUUUAACGGUGCCGCGUAAUCGUGUCGGCAUUGGUGUCAUUGAUGGUUUUGUCUUUGCUAUUGGAGGAAGCCAUGGCAACUUGUAUUUGAAUCACGUGGAAAAGUAUGAUGCCGAUGAAGAUUCUUGGGUGGAAGUCGCCCCCUUGACUGUUCCCAGGAUAGGGGUUGGUGUUGCCGUAAUCGAUAGAAAAAUGUAUGCUGUCGGUGGAUACGAUGGCGUUCGUCGACUUGAUAGUGUGGAAUGCUACGAUUCGACAUUAGACAAAUGGACGUUGGUCGCUUCGAUGAAUUCGGCUCGAAGUGGUGCAGCUGUGACUGCUGCUAGUAAAUACAUUUAUGCGCUGGGCGGAUACGAUGGUACAACGCAGUUAAGUAGUGUUGAACGAUACGAUCCUGCUCUUGAUGAGUGGAUGCUCGUAUCCAGUAUGUUGGACCACCGAAGCGCCUUGAGCGUUGCGUCAUACAGCAACAAACUCUACGUGUUUGGGGGGUAUAAUGGCGAGAAAUUCCACGACACCGUCGAGGUUUAUGAUUGCAAGUGGGACAAGUGGGAGGUGGUGGGUACGAUGAGCAUGGGUAGGAGUGGAGCUGCCGUGGUUGUGGGGGUACGACCUGCGUUCUGAUGGCUCUAGGCUAAAUAUUUAUUAAUGACGAGUUUAUUGAUCAGAGAAUUUAAUUUUUUGUUUACCUGAAUGAAAUUCAAUGUAAUUGUGCGAAUUAAUUUUAUGUAUUCUGAAUUAUUAGUUGUUCGGAUAAGAGUUCGAUAGGUCUGGCACUUUGAGGUAGAGCCUAGUGAUUUAGAUUAUCAUGGGAAGUUACAGUUUUGUAUUGUGUAAAAUCAAUAUUUAGCAGAUUGUCGAAAUAAGUUUUAUCAAGCCGAACUAAGUAGCAGCAAUGAUUAAUACUGAAAUUAGAAGUUAAGAAAUAUUAACGAUCUUCGCACUCGCAGCACCGGUCCAAGCCUUUGGUACUGGUAGCUUCACAAAACUUCUGCUACAUUACAUGAGAUUGUUAAUGGUAACUUUCAAAUGAACCAACUUUAUUGUGUUUUCUUGCUCAAGUUGUCCAUUGUCGACACGGUUACAGUUAUUAUUUUUAUGUCCCCGUCUACAUUUAAUUUUAUUUUGCUGUACAUAACCAUAUAGGCUGCAAGCAGGCAGCCACCAUUUCUUACUAAAAAAGAAAUUGGGGAGAAAUAUACCCUCUUUUAUAAGGAGAUAUAUAAAAUGAAAAGAAUUUAUAAAUGCAUAUUUUUACCAUUUAGA
This is a messenger RNA of Xenia sp. Carnegie-2017, 2436 nucleotides long. Its product is annotated as kelch-like ECH-associated protein 1B. Lineage: Eukaryota; Metazoa; Cnidaria; Anthozoa; Malacalcyonacea; Xeniidae. The coding region runs from base 97 to 1794 and encodes 565 amino acids. Gene Ontology annotation, molecular function: protein binding. The record is from RefSeq and is a predicted model, not a curated record. The transcript is spliced from 6 exons.